Messenger RNA from Ostertagia ostertagi, 1677 nucleotides. NCBI's taxonomy places the organism in Eukaryota, Metazoa, Nematoda, Chromadorea, Rhabditida, Trichostrongylidae. The record is from the annotation of a GenBank genome assembly.
UCAUACUUUAGAAAGGUCCACAGGAGCUCUGAAGACGAGGACGAGGACGGGAAUCAGAAUGAUUCCGGAGAGGAAGAGGAGAAGCCGAGGAAGAAGAAAAAACACAGCAGGAAGGAUCCGACACUGAUUUCUAUCAGAGAUAUUUUCUCAAAAGUCGAUGCAGCUUCUACAACAGCACCCCUACCCAUACCAAUGCCGCCUGCGCCCAUCUCGUCGGAUGUACCUCAAGGCACCAUCUCCUCUCUACCCGUCGUGGAAAGCGACACUGGCCUAGCUCACUCCAACGUGCGACCACAAUAUGUUUAUCAACCGAUUGUGCAGCCAGAUGGGAAAACGUACUACCAGCAAGUGUUGAUCGUCCCCGGCCAGGUGAUGUCGGGCGGCGCUAUGUCCUCAAUUAAUUCUCCAUCACUGCAAAAAUCCUCGUCAUUUGUCCAGGAACGACUACUUCAGCCUAAGAACAUCGUGCAGGCAGACUACUCCGUUUCCGCUCCGACCUUUCCACCGCCAGUAGAGGUAUUCCAGAAAAACGACGUUGAUAAAGAGCCAGCAUCGAGGUCAUCGAUCUAUCCUUCACGCUUCGUGAGGCCCUCGUCAAGUGUCGAUGUCGGACAGCGUGUCGCUCAACUGCCUCAAAGCGAUCCAGUAGUCAUUCAGUCGUCCAGUGCUUCAACGUUCAAGCUGCAAACGACAACACCAAGGGAGUCGCUUUAUACCACAAAGCUGCCAAGCGAUGAGGAGCAGAGGAGACAAGCGCGUGUAUUCCACGAGGAGGCCGUCGUCCCUCCCAAACAGGUGAUGAAGACUGUGCAGGAGAGUCCACUUCGUAUUCGUACAGUGGACAGUCGCGUGGAGCAGGCCAGCGAUGACGAAACCAAUGCACUCCGGCAUUUGAAGCACGACGAGGAAUUGAAGAAGGCCUUGGAGCGACACAGACUGGAGAUUGACCCAUCGCCGCCGCGAAAGCGAAAGUUGCGGAAGUCGAGGAAGAUAAAGAAAGUCUUGAAGAAGACGAAGUACGUCGACGAAGAAGAGCAAGCGCCAUCAGUCAAGCCCACCAUGGACGAAUUUCGCACAAUGAUCCGCAGAAUGCCGGAAACGCGGUACCUACACCGAGUGCCGAGUAUGUCGCCGGCCGGAAUGAGGCGCGCUCACGCUUCCAAGACAUGGAAAAGGUUUGAACCGGAUGAUGAAGUGGUUUCGAAGGAUCUCGAGAGUCUUGAGGAGAAAAAGGAGGUCGAUGAGGAUUUCACGGAACCGCCAAAAAAGAGGCGAAGGAGCCGAAAGACUGGCAAAACAAGGAUGGACGAUGAACGAAGAGACGUCAGCUACGCAAGGUCAAAGGAGGACUCACGUCAGCAGGAGGAUGAAAUGGAGUCCAGUACUGCUAUGACGUUCAAGCGGAAAAUUCUUCGUUUGAACAAAAUCAAUCGGGAGUUCUACAGAUCGGAGGAUGAGCCAAAUGUCGAACAUGUUGAACAUAAGCCACGAAAGUCAAAAUCUCGUUCGAGGAAAAUCAAGAAGGUGAAACGAGUUCGACGGACCAAGGCCACGAAAAGUCUUACCGCUAACGCAUCUCCGCUUCGACAACACUGCCUGAACAUCCGGACGUUCGCACGACAAUUCGGUACCAUCGACGUCGACGAGUUCGCACAAGGUGACAUUUUUUAUCGUUUU